Molecule: messenger RNA, 1521 nt
Organism: Drosophila elegans
Lineage: Eukaryota; Metazoa; Arthropoda; Insecta; Diptera; Drosophilidae
Gene: Pex7
Product: peroxisomal targeting signal 2 receptor
Exons: 4
Coding region: 137-1150 (337 amino acids)
Biological process (GO): protein import into peroxisome matrix
Cellular component (GO): peroxisomal matrix; cytosol
Molecular function (GO): protein binding
Source: RefSeq, a predicted model, not a curated record
GCAAAUCAUUCGACUUCUGAAGUUGAAACCCACAGCACCUCUUAGCAUAUUCCAGCACCAAACUCCUUGCUCCUCCAAGCGAAAGACAUUUGGAUAUACCAGCGCAACCAGAGAAGAGUUGAGAGUGAAACGCAAAAUGCAGACUCAGACACACACCACCACAGACCGACAUGGCUAUAGCCUGCGCUUUUCGCCUUUCGAGGCUAACUAUUUGCUGCUAGCUACAAGCCAAAUGUACGGUCUCGCUGGAGGUGGUUCCCUCUUCCUGCUCGAACAGAACGCCAACGCAACCGCCUCAGAUGGCCAGAGCCUGGGGGAGCUGUGCCGUCUGGAGUGGUCCGACGGCCUGUUCGACGUGGCCUGGUGUCCCUAUGCCGCCGACAUCGCGGCCACCGCCUCCGGGGACGGGUCGCUCCAGAUCUGGUGCGGACUGGACGGCGAGUCGGCGGCCAACCAGCAGACGCCGAAGCAGCCGCUGAUCUGUUUGCAGGAGCACAAGAACGAGGUGUACAGCCUGGACUGGGGCGAGAAGUGGAACUACCACACGCUGCUUUCGGCCAGCUGGGACUGCACCCUGAAGUUGUGGGACUGCAACAGACAGAACUCCAUCACGACCUUCGUGGGCCACAACGAUCUGAUCUACGGGGCCAAGUUCUCGCCACUGAUCGCGAACCUCUUCGCCAGCGUAAGUACCGAUGGGCAUUUGAACUUAUGGAAUUCUCUUGAUUUUGCAGGUAAACCCCUGAUGAGCAUCGAGGCCCAUGCCAGCGAGGCCCUCUCCUGCGACUGGUCGCACUUCGACCGCAACGUCCUGGUCACCGGCGGUUCGGAUGGCCUGAUCCGGGGAUGGGAUCUGCGCAAGAUGCGGACGCACGUCUUCGAGCUCUACUCCGGGGAAUUCGCCGUGCGGCGUUUGGCCUGCUCACCGCACUCGGCAGCGGUCUUGGCAUCCGCCAACUACGAUUUCACCACACGGAUUUGGAAUCUAGAGCGUGGCGAAUCCGCCCAAGAGAUCAAUGCGCAGCACACGGAGUUUGUAUGCGGAGUGGACUGGAAUCCCCACAGGAUCCAUCAGCUGGCCGACUGCGGCUGGGAUUCGCUGGCCAAUGUGUAUACCCCUCAGUGCCUGAGUGGCGAAAUGGCCGCCUAGGGUAUCACUAGGGUAUCAACUGGAAACUGGAACUGGUACUCCCUAAAUACCGCCAACACAUGUGAUAAGGCGCUAGUGGCGUCGAAAUAGCCAGGCCUACAAACGGUGCACCGCCAACAUAUAUAGCUGAGCUAUACCAAAUGCCUUUAAGGAACUCUAUGGAACUCUAUGGAACUCUAAGGACAAGGACCCGAUGCCAAGGACUCAUCUGCGGCGAUGACGUGUAAAUAGUUGUGUGAUAAACGCUGAACGGGCGAAACUUCAAGCAGGUGCUUCAAAUGUCAAUAAAAGCUUACAUAUAUUAUGCGGAUUAUACAAAUUAUACGAAUUAUGUGGGCUUUGCCUUGGCUCUCUGCUGUUAUUAUGCCCUU